UCAAAAAUACAUCUGCGAGCAGGACUGCCUCCUUCGGAAUUGUUUUUGUGUAGCCAGGUGAUAAAUACAGACAAGAGAAUGGCGCGUGAACAGAAUUUAAACAGGAGAUACGGGAGAACAGCUACAGAGGAUUUAUCGAAUGACACCAGUGCUUUAAAACCAUACAUUUUGGUAGCAAUCGCGGCAAUUGCGUGUUACUUGAACUCCUUGUUCGGCGAGUUUGUUUAUGAUGACUUCGAAGUCAUCGAGACGAACGCAGAUGUUAGGCCGUCAACGCCAAUUUCUAACCUGUUUUCAAACGACUUUUGGGGCAUUCCGUUAAAAAGAAACGAUUCUCACAAAUCUUAUCGUCCUAUAACUGUUUUGACAUUCCGCUGGAAUUUCCUCGCUGGAGGCCUCAAUCCAAUAGGAUACCACUUCAUCAAUGUGGUUUUACAUAGCAUUGUCUCGGCGUUAUUUUUCCAUACAUGCAUUAGGAUUUUAAAUGGCAACGUUGGUUCUAAAACUAAAUCACUUCCUCUUCUUUGUGGUAUGCUCUUUGCUCUUCAUCCGAUACAUACAGAGGCUGUAGCUAAUGUCGUGGGUCGUGCAGAAAUCCUCUGUGCCUUGUUCUACCUCUUAGCCCUGUUGUCGUACAUAAAUUGUUUUCCUGAUGGGACCACAGAGGACAGCAGUAAAAGACCAGCUAAGUAUUCAAGGGUUUGGCUUGCUUCGUGCAUCUUCUGGUGUGUGUUGUCUCUCUUUAGCAAAGAACAAGGCAUCACAGUUUUAGAAGUUUGUAUUGCUUACGAUUUGGUUUUUGUCUGCAAGUUUAAAGGGGAACAUUUACUCAAAAUAUUUUCUUCGCCUGCGGUUUUAUUAAGACAAUGGCCAAAGUGGGCCGUUCGAUUGGUCGAAAGAUUUUCCAUCCUCGGCUUGGCGUCUGUAAUUCUUCUGUACCUGAGAAUUGUAAUCAUCUCUGGAGGUUUUGUCCUUUCUUUCACUGAGUCCGACAAUCCCACAUUGUUUCAUCCUGACGUAUGGACUCGAUUUAGGACUUACUCUUAUUUGUGCGCGCUAAAUGCGCGACUUCUACUGUGUCCGAACAGCCUGUGUUAUGAUUGGUCCAUGGACAGCAUAUCCCGGAUUGAAUCAUGGUGGGACAUGCGCAAUAUGCAAACGCUCGUGUUCAGUGGUAUACUUGUUUGUUUGUGCUGUUAUGGUCUUCAGUCUUCAACUAUACCGUCUUCUAUACCGUCUUCAACUAUAUCGUCUUCAACUAUACCGUCAACUAUACCUAGAAAGUCUAAGAAAAGUUCUUCAAAGCCACUAGAUUCUAAUGAAAAUGAUAUUCAUUUAAGAGAUGAUUUUAGGAAUGCAGAGUCUCAGCAUUGUGGACUGAAAAUGGAUGAGUGCGAGUCUCCACAAAGAAGACGAGUUGUGAUGUUUUCAUUGGCUUUAUUGAUCAUACCAUUUCUACCAGCUUCCAAUCUCUUCUUGCCCGUUGGGUUUGUUGUCGCCGAGAGAAUUCUUUACAUUCCCAGUAUGGGACUCUGCAUUUUGGUUCCAUUUGGAAUCUCAAUCUUGUUUGGAACCCAAACAAAGGUGGAAGAAGAUUCCUCAACACAUGAGAACUCUGAUAAAAUGUUAGUGCAAAAAACUUCACGUACAAGUUGGAGUUUUGGUCUUUCUGCCACUGGUAUGGUUUUAGUUCACAGCCUUCUGUUGUUGUUCGCUGCAAAGACAGUACGCCGCAAUUCAGAAUGGCUGAACAAGGAAGCGCUGGCCCGAUCAGGACUGAAAGUGAACCCCACUAACGCUAAGAUUCACGUUAUGCUUGGAAAUGUUCUUGCAAAGAAGGGUCUUUUGGCAUGUGAAAAACAUUACCGUGAGGCCUUGCGUCUGAGACCACAUUACGUUGCAGCCUGGGAGAACCUGGGUCUAGUGCUCCUGAACACAGAUAGAGCACAAGAAGCUGAGAAGUGCUACCUUAAAGCGCUGUCAAUCAAACCAAACAGUGCAGACGGCAACAUUAACCUGGCGCACUUGUUUAGAGUGACCAGCAGAUGGAAAGAAGCGGAUGCACAGUAUGAGAAGGCGCUAUCCCUCAGACCCAACAACCCACAACUGCAUUACUUUCAUGGAGUCGUUUUGGAGAAGCUUGGAAAACGAAAGAAAGCAGAAGAGAAAUAUAUAAAGACAACAAAAUUAACACCUUCAGACCCAAUACCUUUCUUCUCGCUUGGGAAGAUGCUCUUGUGGCCGCUUUUGAGGAAAAAGGGAAAAAAUGGAACCGAAAAAGUAAUCAAAAAGGGGGAGGAGUACCUGAGGAAAGGAUUAGCAUUGGAUCCACUGGACAUCAACAGCCGUCUUCUGCUCGUUCAAGUUCAGCUUAUGAAGGGCGAACUCGAUUCCGCUGAAAAAGAAGUCCGUUUUGUUCUCGCUCAUGAUGAGUACAACAUCAACGCCGAGUACAUCUUAGGAGGAAUUCUAGAGCUCAAAGGUUUACUUAAACAAGCCAGACAUUAUUUUCUUGAUGUUCUAAAAAAAGAUCAUUUACACAAAGGAGCAAUCACAGCGCUACAACGUAUAGCUAAAAAGGUUAAAUAGAUUGUGCAGUUUAUUUUAUAGUUAUUAAAAAUAGAUAGUGCCCGUUGAGUUAUUUAAAAAAAAACGUUUAGUCAAUAUACGUGCAAAUUACAAUAUCUUGUGUUCAACCUAAUUGCGGAGACUGAGUGGCCGUUUCCUUUUUAAGGAGAUGAAUAAUCAUGCGAAAACAAAAACAGGAAUUUUAUUGAUUUGGAGCAUUUUUAAUUGAUUGUCGUAAAACCAAAACUGAAGUAAUCACAACAGCCUAUUGAGGACUCAAGGUAAAAUGACAAACGACCAAAAGCGCGGGAAAACGCGGGCGACCAAGUCACGGUUGGGUAUCGGUUGGCGUCUGAUUGGUUGGGAGCAUGGUGGCGCGAAUUUUCUAGACCAAUCAGAGACCGAUUUGAAGCAAAAUCAAAGGAAUCCCGGAUUACUUUCGAAACUCAAUUGAAAAGUGCUUUGUAUAUGAGCAGAUAAAAAUUAUCCAAAUAUUAGUA
Molecule: messenger RNA, 3068 nt
Organism: Pocillopora verrucosa
Lineage: Eukaryota; Metazoa; Cnidaria; Anthozoa; Scleractinia; Pocilloporidae
Source: RefSeq, a predicted model, not a curated record